Serpula lacrymans var. lacrymans S7.9 is the source of this 2349-nucleotide messenger RNA. RefSeq lists its product as uncharacterized. Gene Ontology annotation, biological process: protein phosphorylation; mRNA processing; nuclear-transcribed mRNA poly(A) tail shortening. Gene Ontology annotation, cellular component: P-body; PAN complex. The record is from RefSeq and is a predicted model, not a curated record. The transcript is spliced from 10 exons. The coding region runs from base 135 to 1154 and encodes 339 amino acids. Gene Ontology annotation, molecular function: ATP binding; protein kinase activity; poly(A) binding. NCBI's taxonomy places the organism in Eukaryota, Fungi, Basidiomycota, Agaricomycetes, Boletales, Serpulaceae.
ACACCCUCGUCCCGCUCGAGUCCCUGAGCGGCGAGAGACGCAAGUUUUUCAGUUGGUACUCUACCGUCUACCGCGCCAUCGGCUCCGCCGAUGGUGCGCCGUACACGCUUCGGCGAGUUGAAAAUUUUAGGCUGAUGCACCAGACAGCGUUUAAUGCUAUUGAGAUGUGGGCCCGCGUACGGCAUCCGAAUAUCGUGCGCGUGAAGGAGGCGUUUACCACGCGCUCCUUCGCUGAUAACUCCCUCAUCGUGGCCUACGACUAUCACGCGAACGCCAAAACGCUGUACGACGAACACAUCAAGCCCAAAGUGCCGACGUUCCAGAAUGGACGGCUUCAGGCGCAGACGACGGUCAUCCCCGAGCGCGUGCUGUGGUCGUAUAUUAUUCAGCUGUCUGGGGCUAUCAGCGUCAUACAUGAUGCUGGGCUUGCGGCGCGCAUGAUUGAUGCCACCAAGGUCUUGGUCACCGGAAAGAACAGGCUCCGAAUCAGCUCGUGCGGGAUCGUCGAUGUGCUGAUGCACGAUGCACGACAGGACGUGGGGAUGUUGCAGCAAGAAGACUUGGUGAUGUUUGGGAGGCUUUUGUUUGCGCUGUGUUGCAACAAUCUGGCGGCGAUGAAUACGCUGUCAAAGGCUGUGGAGACGUUGACGAGGGGGUAUUCGAGUGAUAUCAAGAAUGUGGCGUUGUAUCUUAUUUCGAAACCGGGGCCGCAUAAGACGAUAUCUCAGUUGAUUGACAUGAUUGGCAAAAAUCGGUUGAUGGCAGAGAUGGAUGAGGUUCAGGGCUCGGCUGAUCGGUUAGAAAGCGAGCUGACGAGCGAGCUCGAAAACGGACGACUCGUGCGUCUUCUCUGCAAAUUCGGGUUUAUCAACGAACGGCCAGAAUUCCCUCGUCAACCGCGGUGGUCCGAAACGGGGGACAGAUACAUCAUCAAGCUCUUCCGAGACUACGUGUUUCACCAAGUGGACGAGAAUGGAAAUCCGGUGGUGAAUCUGUCUCAUGUGUUGACUUGUUUGAACAAGCUCGAUUGUGGUACGGAGGAACGUAUUAUGCUUGUGUCGAGGGACGAACAGAGCUGUCUCGUCGUUAGCUACAAGGAAGUCAAGUCGUGCAUAGAAGGGGCGUUCAGUGACCUCGCUCGCCCAUCACGAUGACAUGUCUUUUCACACCCGUUUCCACGUUGUGUGCAUGAAUGCGAUUUUGUACAUUAUGACAUUAUUUCAAGAGCUCCGAAAGACAAAAGAGUAGAACCCCCAGGUUAUUAAAAAAGACGCGCAAAAAUGAUUAUAAAAGAUGUUUUGAUUUCCUUUCUUCUGUCUGACGAGUGCGUGUGUGUGUUUGUGUCAUUUUUUGGUCAGUGGAGAGGUGAGCUGGGGCUAGCUUGAGGCUCCUCCUUCCUCCCCGUCCAAUGCCCCUUGUCAAUGUGGCGAGUUCUGGGUUCUACCGUGGAUGGCCUCACGAUUUCAUGAAAUGUAUGAACUUGCGUGUGUGCUAGAGUCAGACGCAGAAUGCCCAUCGUUGAAGCUUGAAGAGUCGAGUGAAUCGAGAGGCUACUGUCUUUUGGGUUUCGUGACGAGUCACUCGAUAAGACCUGAAAAAUCAAAGAAUGAUGAUCGAUGACCCGGGUCUUAUCCAAGCUUGCCCAUCCGCUUCAUUCCAUACUUUCAAAGUCACCGUCAGUUUGCGGAGUUUGGGCGAUAGGAAUGAGUCGAGGCCAAGAGGAGGCAAGACGCUCAGAUUGGUGAUUAACGAUAGACCUCGUGCCGUAUUCUAUACGUAUACGACAGCUGGCAAGUGUGCACCGCGAUGACACCCCCCCUCCGAUUUUGCACUCAUGCCGUUUUAUGUGAUUGUGGACACAGAUGACAAUGCGGCCUGCUAUAUUGCUGCCAGAGAAUUAGUACUGGAUGUCGCUUCGCUUGCGAGUUACAAGUUGGCCUCUGAAUGCAUUGCUGAAUGCACUCGUCAUCACGACUCUUGUCCAAAGCCAGAUCAGACGAUCCUGCCCACUCGAGUGAUCGACUGCUCAGAACCCAACAGGCCCAAGAUGGUCAUAUGCACCCAAGGCUCAUAUGUAGCACUCAGCUAUGUAUGGGGCGAAACGCAGCCAUACAGCACCACUGCGAAUAUAGACUCCCUCGUUCGCGACGGACUCGACAUCGAAAAACUCCCAAAGACCAUCAAGGAUGCUAUACUAUCGACGUGUCGCCUCGGCCUUCGUUACCUCUGGAUCGACGCGUUCUGCAUCCUCCAGGAUUCGCGAAAAGACAAAAACAGGGAGAUCAGACAGAUGCGCAGGAUAUAUCGCGAUGCGUAUGUGACGAUCGUGGCGGCGAGUGCGGGCAAGGU